CUUGCAUUCUUUUUGCUUCUUUAUAGUUAUUAACCAUUAUGCCUCUCCAUCCUGAAGUUCUCUGGGCUCAACGCAAGGAUCGCCUUUAUCUUACCAUUGCUCUUUCCGAUAUCCAGGAACCCAAGACUGAUUUGAAAUCCAAUAGACUUACCUUUACAUGCAAGCAGAAGGAUGGUAAUGUGACCAACGACUAUGGCAUUGACAUUCCUUUCUAUGACGAAGUUUCCACCGAUGAUGCCAAAAUCCAUGCAACAGCUCGUAAUUUACAACUGUGUAUUUUUAAGAAGAACAAGGAAGCUGAAUACUGGCCUCGCUUGCAAAAGGACAAGGUCAAGCCUGUGUAUUUGAAGGUGGACUUUGACCGAUGGGUCGAUGAGGAUGACGAGUUGGAAGGAGGAGCCGAGCAGGAUGAUGCUGGCUUCGAUUUUGCGAACAUGAUGAAUAUGGCCAACAUGGGUGGUAUGCCUGGUAUGCCCGGCAUGCCUGCCGAUAUGAAUGAUUUGCCUGAAGAUGAUGAAAGUGAUGAUGAAGAGGUGGAAGAAACCAAGUCUGACAAUAAAGCUUAGAUCCAUGAAGGGUGAUUUGCCCUUUUUUUUUUCUCAUCAAUGAAUUUGCUGAAAGAAUCUGGUGUUUUCUUUUUUUUUUUUUU
Messenger RNA from Radiomyces spectabilis, 649 nucleotides. Its product is annotated as HSP20-like chaperone. The transcript has 4 exons. Gene Ontology annotation, biological process: protein folding; chaperone-mediated protein complex assembly. The record is from RefSeq and is a predicted model, not a curated record. Gene Ontology annotation, molecular function: protein-folding chaperone binding; Hsp90 protein binding. NCBI's taxonomy places the organism in Eukaryota, Fungi, Mucoromycota, Mucoromycetes, Mucorales, Radiomycetaceae. Gene Ontology annotation, cellular component: nucleus; cytosol. The coding region runs from base 39 to 566 and encodes 175 amino acids.